GUUGAAGUUGUCAAAGUAGAGUAGGCAAUGUGUAUAUGACGCGUAUAGUGAAUUGAAAGUAAAGUAACUGUGCAAUUAUGAAUCCAAAUAGAAACGUCGUGUGUUUACUGUUGCUCUUUCUAGGAAUUUUAUCGUAUUUAGAUCAAAAAUGUGUCGAAGCAAAAUCGAAUCGGCAGAAGGCUCCCCUGGUCGAGGAAGUUUCUGACGUCAAGGAGCUGAAGAAACUGCUGCGCACAAAGAACAACGUGCUGGUGUGUUUCGUGAGCUCGUUGAAGCGAGCCGUUCCGACCGUCAAGGUGUUCCGCGAGGCUGCAGGCGCCAUCCGCGGGCAGGGCACGAUGGUGCUGGUCGACUGUUCGGGGGAGGCCCGCAAGAUGUGCCGCAAGCUGAAGGUGGACCCCGAGCCGGUGGUGCUGCGCCACUACAAGGACGGCGAGUUCCACAAGAACUACGACCGCCCGCUGACAGCGCAGUCCAUCGUCAGCUUCAUGCGGGACCCUGCCGGCGACGCGCCCUGGGAGGAGGACCCGGCGGCCGCCGACGUCGCGCACCUGCCCGAUGCCGCGGCUCUCCAGAAGGUGCUGCAGCGUAGGGACGGCCCGCGGCAGAUGCUGGUGCUGUUCUACGCCCCCUGGUGCGGCUUCUGCAAGCAGCUGAAGCCGGACUACGCGGCGGCCGCGUCGGAGCUCAGGGGCGUCGCCACGCUGGCGGCCGUGGACGUCAACCGCCCGGAGAACGCGGUCCUCCGGCAGAAGUACAACAUCACCGGCUUCCCCACCGUCAUCUACUUCGAAAAUGGAAGCCAGAAGAUGGUGUACGAGGGAGAGAACAAGAAGGAUGCACUUGUAAGGUUCAUCCGGAACCCCGAGAAACCUCCAGAAAAACCGAAGGAGAUUCCCUGGGCCGAAACUGAUACCUCUGUCACUCACCUCACCACCGAGACAUUUGAUUCUUUCCUCGAGGAAGAGCCAUCUGUGUUGGUGAUGUUCUACGCACCGUGGUGUGGGCACUGCAAGAAAAUGAAGCCCGAGUACGAGAAAGCUGCCGAGACGCUGAAGGCGCAGAAGAUUCCAGGAGUGCUGGCAGCUCUAGAUGCCACGAAGGAACAGGCAAUAGCGACGCGUUACGACGUCAGGGGCUACCCGACGCUCAAGUACUUCCGCGACGGUGCACUGGCGUACGACGUCGGGACGCUGCGGGACGCCGACCGUCUGACGGAGUUCAUGCGGGACCCGAAGGAACCUCCGCCGCCACCGCCCCCGGAGAAGCCGUGGAGUGAGGAGGAGGGCCAGGACGUGGUGCACCUCACGGAGGAGACCUUCAAGCCCUUCCUGCGCAAGAAGAAGCACGUCCUCGUCAUGUUCUACGCACCCUGGUGCGGCCACUGCAAGAGGGCCAAGCCGGAGUUCGUCCGGGCCGCGGCCCGGUUCCGCGACGACCCCAAGGUGGAGUUCGCGGCCGUCGACUGCACGAAGUUCGGCGCUGUGUGCGGCGCAUUUGAGGUGAAGGGCUACCCCACCGUCAAGUACUUCCACUACUUCAACAAGGAGACCAAGGACUACGGGGGCGAGCGGACGGAGGAGCACUUCGUGCGGUUCAUGCGCGACCCCCUGGGCGCCGGCGCAGACUCUCCGGCGGACGCCGGCACUUCUGCGAGAGCGGAGGCAGAGGGGUGGGCCGCACUGCCGGGCGGCGACCGCGUCAGGCUGCUGACCGAGGCGGACUUCGACGCUGCCGUCGCCUCGCCUGCGCCCACGCUCGUGCUCUUCUACGCCCCGUGGUGCGGGCACUGUCGCAGCAUGAAGGCGGACUACGCGCUGGCGGCAAAGCGCGCGCACGACGAGAAGCUGGGCGCGGCGGUGGCGGCGAUCGACGCCUCGGCGGCGGCGACUGUGCGCGGCCGCUUCGACGUCCCGGGAUUCCCUACGCUGAAGCUCUUCCGCUCGGGUUCCGUAAUCGGGGACUACCGGGGUGCUAGAACCGCGGACGGGUUCGUGUCGUUCUUGAGGACCGCCGUACGUGACGAGCUCUGAGCUGAAGGAGAAGGGAGAGGAAAGACCCGAGCUCCGCAGAGAUUCCUCUCAUGCGGUGCCGAAGUCUGUCUGUCGGAGGUGUAUUUAUUGGCGUCGUCACUAAUUUAUUUGCACAAAUCGAUCUGUAACGGUAGUCUCACCUAGGUAUAAUGGGACUGUUCCUCAGGUACGGAGCUCUCCACUCUGCCAAUUUUGUCGGGUCGGAGUGUGAAGAGUGAGCUUUUGUUUCUCGAUUUUAGGUGACGGGAUUUGUAACAGUUGCACUCUGUAUUAUCUGUAACAUUCUCCCACUUCUGUCUGCCCUUGUCGAUGUGGUUGUAGAUACUGAAUGUCUCACUCUUAGGAUUUCCUACUGCCACAAUGUGUCACCGUCCUUCUCACUGUAGUAGAUCUGACAAUUUAUUAUUUUUAUGUUUGAAUUGCAAGCACAAGUUAUUGAUACCGUGUACAUUUAUUAUUCUCCCAUUGCGCCUUUGAGGAUUACACAGCUGUCAUCUGGUGGACCUGGUUCAGUUAGUGAAGAACGGACAAUUUGUAUGUUUAGCUUUUAUGCAAUCUGAAACAUCAUCUUCCUGUCGUGAAAGGCUUCUUUUCCAGUUGUAUUUACACUAGAUACUCUUUCUAUAAAGUAUAUUUAUAGAAUACGUUUGUUUGCGUGGCCAUCUGCUGCAGCAGCUGUUAAAAUCUGUCAUAUAGGUUAUCUGUCUCGAGUUGACUGCAACCUAAUUAAAAAGAAUUACACCAGACGCGUUUCGCUUUCAUUUAUAAUGCAUCUUCCACUGUUAUUGGUGUUUCUUUAAUAAUUCUGUUCCUUCCCUCGUUGCUAGCAGCGGUUGGUGUCGAAAGCCUUCAUUUCGCAUCUGCACUAGGAAGUUUUUGGCAUUCUGCAGUAUUUUCUGCACUACCUUGUUUACACUUCACUUUCGUAAACUGCUUCUCAUUCCGCACUGCCAAUGUGGCGGUGAAGUGUAAAUAAUGCAGCACAGGAAAUAUUGUAGAAUGCCAAAAACUGCUAAGUGCAAAUGUGAAAUGAAGUCUUUCGACACCAACCGCUGCUAGCAAGGAGGGUAGGAGCAGAAUGUUUAAAGAAACACCAAUAACAAUGGAAGAUGCUUUAUAAAUAAUAGCAAAAUGCAUCUGAAGUAAUUCUUUUUAAUUAGAUUGCAGUCAGCUCGAGACGGAUGACCUAUUUAUAGAGAUUUUCAUAGGAAGUGCACGCCGUGUGAAUACGACUGGAAAAACAGCCUGUCACCGAUUAAAGAUGGGGCCACAGAUAACUCAAAAUUUGCACAUACAAAUCAUCCACAUCUGAUCGAUGUAAAUCCACCUGGUGGUGGCAGUGGCUGUCAUCAUCAUCACCAUCAUCAUCAUCAUCAUCAUCAUCAUCAUCAUCAUCAGCCGGUUUACUUAAUGCAGAAUGUCACGACCUUAUUUCUCGUGUAACUGUAUCUUCGACUAGACGUCUUCUUCACUUGUUAUUCUUCUUUGUGGUAUUCUACCUUCAAUAUUGCCUUGCUAUAUGGUCUUUAAAAAUUAUUCUCUUUCUUCCUAAAAUGUGUCCAAGGAGCAUGAAGUAGCUUUAACUGGCACAGGAAGAUACGUUUCUUGUGAUGCUAAGUUCUUCUGUAGUGAAAGCAUCAGUUUUCCUUUCUGUCUGUGGUAUUCGUAACAUCUUUCUCCGACACCACAUCUCGUGGCACCUCGUUCUAGCCUCCGCAGUCCACGUCUCGCAGCCGUACGAGAACGUGGGGAACACCGCUGACUCCACUGAGCGCUAUCUUUUUCAUUAUAUUGUUACAAAUAAUAGCUUAGUUAUCUGGCCAGUGUGAAAAACUUUGGUUGGACAGUUAUUUGCAAAUGCCAUUCGUAUCAGAAUUGCUAAGUUACUUUAUGAGCUGUUUUGUACUUCUCUCAACUUCUAUAAUGAAUUCUAUUAUUUUCUUACUGCAUGCACUACUGUGAAUUUUUGUUCCAGAAAUCAAAAAGUGUCGGUCUUUCAUAACUCACCUAACUUUACAAUUUUUAUAUUUCUGAAUACGGUUCUUGUUCUCCAAAUGUACUGAAAAAAAGUAUUUUCACUAAAAUAGUAUUUCUUCUUUGAGAGAAAUCUGUGUUCAGCCAGAAGUAGUAAUCUGUAGAGCACCAAGUGGAUUGCAAAAUGCUUGCCUUUACACUCGACCAGUAAAGAACGUCAUUUUCAGUGCUAACCGUGAAGAAUUACGGGUUCCUCGAGAUAUUCGACUUCAGAUUAUAUUAUACUUGUGGUUAGAGAUAGUCACAUAUUAGAUGUCAGGCACUAUGGGGACACACAAUGUCUCUAAGCCUGUGACAAUCUCUCUACGAACCCACAAAGUUAUUGAGCAUUUUAUGGGCAUUCUGGCUUCUUGUUUAUUAACUGAUGUAUUAUAUAUUUACAGAAUGCAGUUCAGUAGAAAAUAUACGGAUCACGUUUUCUUCCUGUAAAGGCACAGCAUUUUAAAUUAGCAAGUGUCGACCAGGCAUAAUCUUCCACAUAAGAUAGGAUACCUAUGUCCUGCCUUUCCCCUACGCACAUAACAAAAUUGUGCUAUAGGAAGUGUGUACGUUGUUCAAAUGAAACAUCAGAAGUUGUUUUGUGUGCUCUGUAUAAGCUGAGAGUGGAUCUGCAAUCGGCAGUGACAUUAACAGUGCUGUAUGUGUUAAGAGUAUUGUUUUGGUGUGUAAUUUACAUUUUACUUUUUAGUAGAACAUUGGUGCUACCUUUUCUGUAUUGCUGAUUAAUUACAUUAUUAUUCACUCUGUGCUAAAGGAUAAGCAUCUGAGUAUUAAUUAGCACGUGCAUUAUUAUAUUUGUUAUACUCGCUUCUGUUGUUGUAGUGAAACACUGAGAGUUUGCAUAAUUUAUAUGUAGGCCUACACGAGGAGUUUGCUACGUAUAUAUUGUUGCCGAGCUUUCUCUCGGAACAGUUUUUCAUUGUUUCUGGGGAGAGGACGUAAUUUGCAAGGUUGCAUACAUAAGUACAUAAAUUUAGUAUGAAAAUGGAAUGUUUUCAUAUCUUUUGUGAGUCAAAUAUUUCUCAGUAUUUGAGAGAAGUUUGCAGCAUAUCACUUAAAUGUGCCUAAAAUCUGAAUGUAAUGAGUAUUCAGAUAACUUACGGGAUCUUUCUACGAGUGUGAAAGAUGUUCCUCAGCUGCAUUUUCAUUGGUUAUUUGAAUAUGUCUAAAAUUGUGUAAGCACACUGCACCUGCAUUGGAAAUGCACAAAAAGUUAUUUAUAAUCUUUUGAGUUAUUUUAAUAGUUAAAUUUGUACUUUCACAAUCUACAUCCACACGGACACUCUGCUAAUCGCACUCGAGUGCCCGGCAGAGGGUUCAUCGAACCAUCUUCGAGAUAAUUCUCUAUUAUUCCAAUCUCGAAUAGCACACGGAAAAAACUAACACCGGUAUCUUUCUGUGUGAACUCUGGUUUCCCUUAGUUUAUAACGAUGAUCUUUUAUCCCUGUGUAGGCCGUAUUUUCGCACAGUUACCGGAUAUCUUUCAUUUUUUGUAAAGCUUCAAGUUAUUUCUCAAAUUUACUUUCGAGCCUCUAAUGUCAAAGUUACUUCGAUGUGAUAAUGGGUAAGGAGCUAAGUGCUCGUGUGGUGUUCGGCAUUGAUCGUGGCAGUGGAAACACUGUCAGGAAAUAAAAACAGUGUCAGAGGUGAGACUGAGUGUUGUGAAUGUAAUUAGGGACUAUAUUUUUAAGUUUUUGCAUUAUAAGGGACCACAGUCACGUAGGACGUUUUGAAAGAAACUUCUGCUAUUUGAUUGUAAAUUACUAUUAAUUUAUUUCACAUAAUCACGAUUUUGGCUUUAUAGCCUUUCUCGAGUGUAAGUUUAAACGUCACAAAAUGUCCAACUCGGUCUUAUAAACCGGUCGCAUCGCUCGUAUCCCGUAAUACGAUGACGCGACUGUGUGGCCAGAGAUAAGGUGUUUCGAUGGUGACGUGUCAUUUAGGUGUCUCGGACAUUUUGCGACAUUUCAGCUUCCCCUCUAGCAUGGCUAUAAAGCUGAAAUCGUGAUGUGUGAAAUAAAUUAAUAGUAAUUUACAGCCAAUAGUGGAAAUUUCUUUCAAAAAAAUGUUUGUGAAUGCAGGGCACUUUUGGAAAGAAAAUAGGUAUUGUGAAAUUAUUGAGUGAUAGCAUAAUAAACGACCCGUAAGGGCUGUUUAGGAAACUGACACUAA
Molecule: messenger RNA, 6239 nt
Organism: Schistocerca piceifrons (Central American locust)
Lineage: Eukaryota; Metazoa; Arthropoda; Insecta; Orthoptera; Acrididae
Product: protein disulfide-isomerase A5
Exons: 10
Coding region: 78-2033 (651 amino acids)
Biological process (GO): protein folding
Cellular component (GO): endoplasmic reticulum
Molecular function (GO): protein disulfide isomerase activity
Source: RefSeq, a predicted model, not a curated record